Oreochromis aureus is the source of this 1079-nucleotide messenger RNA. RefSeq names its product transcription factor 21 (gene tcf21). The record is from RefSeq and is a predicted model, not a curated record. Gene Ontology annotation, biological process: regulation of transcription by RNA polymerase II; developmental process. Gene Ontology annotation, molecular function: DNA-binding transcription factor activity, RNA polymerase II-specific; RNA polymerase II transcription regulatory region sequence-specific DNA binding; protein dimerization activity. The transcript has 2 exons. Lineage: Eukaryota; Metazoa; Chordata; Actinopteri; Cichliformes; Cichlidae. Bases 113 to 637 code for a protein of 174 amino acids.
CUGGACAGUUAGUUUUUCAUGAACAUCCAGCGCACACCCUGUUCGAUCGUGUCCAGCCGAAGAAUUCUGCUCCCAUGUUUUGAGCCCGCUUCAGUGGGAAGACGGUACAAAUAUGUCCACCGGGUCUCUCAGCGAUGUCGACGACGAGCUCCUGGACGGCAUCCUGAAGUUUGGUUCCUCCGGUAAAGAUUCCAACGAGAGCACGGAGGAGAGCUCAAACGGCGAGGGUUCAUGCGCAAACGAGGAACGGAGAGAAACGCCCGGCAAAAAACGGAAGACAACGUCCAGGAAAACGGCGCCCAAGGGUGUGGCACAACAGGAGGGCAAGCAGGUGCAGAGGAACGCGGCCAACGCCCGGGAAAGAGCCAGGAUGAGAGUCCUCUCCAAAGCCUUCUCCCGGCUUAAGACCUCCUUACCCUGGGUACCACCGGAUACCAAGCUCUCCAAACUGGACACACUGCGCCUGGCGUCUAGCUACAUAGCGCACCUCCGACAGAUACUGGCCAACGACAAAUACGAAAAUGGAUAUAUCCACCCUGUUAACCUGACGUGGCCUUUCAUGGUUGCAGGUAAACCGGAGAACGAUUUGAAGGAGAUGCUGAACUCAACGAGGUUGUGCGGAACUACGGCGUCUUGAUGCAGCCCAGUGGCAGCAGCUCUUUGCCUUUUUAAAGGAACAAUGAAAAAAAAAUCCUAUAGUGACUGAAAUGCAAGUCUCAUCUCUGCAGACUUUGAGUGGGAAUAACGGGAGGGUAUCCCACUCUCCUUCGUUCCCGUAAAGAAAAAAAAAUCGUUUAUUUAAAUACAUUGUGAUCUUUUAUCUUUGCUGGUUCAAAGAUAAACUUUGUACUUUAAAUUGCUUUUUUUGUUUUCUUUUUUCUUUUUCUUUCUUUUCUUUCUUUCUUUUUUCAAAAAAUAAUAAUCUGCAGAUGCGUUUUUACUGAUGCAGGCCUGUGUUUUGCGAUUGUCUUAUGAUGGAUGGAUGAUUUGAUGGAUGGCUGGAUAAGGCACAUGAAAACUGCUCAAAUUGUUGUACAGAUUACAUGAAGUAUAUGAAAUAUAUUUGUACCACUUUUACA